CUCUCCCUGAAAGGCGGUUGUUUAGACUGUCUUCGGUAGCUCUCAGUGGCUAACGGGGUAGUUUGAACCGAAAAAAUACAGUUUUAUGGUAUAUGUGUUCAGUGUUGAUUGUUCCAUAAGAAAUAUGAAUGAUUCUGCGAAACGCUCCCUGCAGCGGCUGUUGCGACGAAUCCCUUUUCGGAUGCUGAAAACCUCUCUGGAUAAGUGGGAACGUCUGACGGCAGAGCAGCGAAGAGCCAUAGAUUUAACUCCAACAAAACGGGACUUAAUACAAGAAAUACUCUCCCUUUGUGAGGAGAACAAAUGGACUGAAAAACACAUUGCAGAACUGCAGAUGAUAUAUGUUGCUGAGAAUUCUGACCAGGAUAUGUGGCACACCUACCAACUUGUGGAUCCUGAUGAUGAUGCUCGCUCUGUAGAUCUAAUCCAGUUUAAGGAGCAAUUCAAAUCCCAUUUCCGUGAAGUCCAAAGAAACGUGUUUGUUAAAAUUAGGAAGCACACAGAUGAAGCUGUUUGGAUCCGGAUCGCCUGGGGAGAAGGCUUAUCUCCACCAAACAAUCUGAGAGCCUCAUAUGUUGUCCAUCAUCUUCAGACUCCUUAUGUUUAUGUGAGCAGUCUGUCGUCAAAGCAUAAGCCUCUGCUAUUGCAGGCCUUGGCUUUUUCCACGAGACAUAGAGGAAUUAAGGAUGCUAACCUAAGUGGACGGAAACUGACUGCCCUCAGGGACCUGCUGAUGAGGCAAUACCAGCAUGUGUUUACAACAAAGUUCCCCAGCCCUCUCAAAGAGCAGAAUCAAAGCCCCUUAAUUGAAAAAGAGCAAUCUGGGCCAUCAGCAAAAAGACAUCGAAUGGCAAUAGAAGCCUUCGGUGAAGGGGCGUUACCUGCAAUACAGACUGCAGUCUAUAAGCUGGAAACCAAAUUCAAAGACCCCACUAAUGAAACCAUGACUGAACGGGAUGAGCCAUUUAGAUGUGCUGUUAAAUUUUCGAGCACCAACCUCCUGGAGUCACUCAGAUCCUGUGCAUCCUCAGGAAUUGCCUCAACCCCCCUCACUCCCUUGCUGUCAUCUAUUCCCCUUAAAGGAAGGAAUUAUUUUGUCAUCACAGAUAAUGCUCCCAGCGCCUGCUCACAAAUGUCCCAGACGAAGAACUGAUUUACAGUUUGGCCCCUCACUCUAACCUUUGUUCAGUCCUGUUCCGUCAAACUGACUUGCAGAUAACAGCUUAUCCAUAGCAAAGGUUUAAGGUAAACAUCACCAUUUGAUAUAUCUCUUUUUCAAAACAUCAAUGGAAUCUGUGUUAUUAAAGCCAGUGUCUAACUUGUUCCUCUAUGUGAGCCAAGGAUUAAAGAGUGGACGAUUAGUUAUGGUUCCAUAGAAAUUUUGUUUUCUUUUUGUAAAAUAAUUGUACAAUUAUUGUCUUAAACCUUUAAAUAAAGUUU
This is a messenger RNA of Cyprinodon variegatus (sheepshead minnow), 1440 nucleotides long. RefSeq names its product centromere protein N (gene cenpn). The record is from RefSeq and is a predicted model, not a curated record. Gene Ontology annotation, biological process: CENP-A containing chromatin assembly; chromosome segregation. The coding region runs from base 86 to 1153 and encodes 355 amino acids. The transcript has 10 exons. Lineage: Eukaryota; Metazoa; Chordata; Actinopteri; Cyprinodontiformes; Cyprinodontidae.